Molecule: messenger RNA, 3222 nt
Organism: Octopus sinensis (East Asian common octopus)
Lineage: Eukaryota; Metazoa; Mollusca; Cephalopoda; Octopoda; Octopodidae
Product: zinc finger protein 2 homolog
Exons: 3
Coding region: 612-2528 (638 amino acids)
Biological process (GO): regulation of transcription by RNA polymerase II
Cellular component (GO): nucleus
Molecular function (GO): RNA polymerase II cis-regulatory region sequence-specific DNA binding; DNA-binding transcription activator activity, RNA polymerase II-specific
Source: RefSeq, a predicted model, not a curated record
CCCCCACCACAACAGCUAUGUCUGCCACUAUGACGACGGCGAGAGGGUCCGGUCUAGUUUGGUAGACGUCGAGCAAUCUUCUUCGGCUUCCAGCGAGAGAGAUCGCCCGAUCGCUCCUUCUCCACAGCCAAAUAUAUUGGCCCCUGGGAUGAAAAUGAAACGCACCAAUCGCCCUGGAUCAUUAUUAUUAUUAUUGUUGUUGUUACUGUUGUUGCUGGUCUUUCAUUUAUCGUCGUUGCCAUUCGAUUGGACUUAAGCGAAACUGUCUGUCAGAAGAAGCCAUGAAACCUGUCUUGCCUUGACCAGUGGCCAAAGACUGCUGUCCACCUGAAGAUAAAAACCAAAAAACAAUGCAGAAAGAAGGCUCCGUUGAAGAAACACUCCUCUCUGUCCAGACUAGAAGACCACAUAUCAACUAACUGGAUGCAAACACAUUAUUGACUGCACACAUAGACAUACCUACACACGUACCUAUAUUCAUACACACUUUGUUCUCUAGCUCGCCUGCUCUGUCUGUGUGUGAGUGUGUAGUUUAUAUAUAUAUAUAUUCAUAAAUAUAGUGUUUGUUCUCUUUUUUAUUAUUUUAAGGAAGGACUCUUAAAAAAAUCUCUAUGAACUUUGAAGCAAACAUGGAGAAACUCCCUUCGGAUGGAAAACCACCAGUCCAUGGGAACAUUGCUCGGAAGCAAUUUCCCACACCCCCUAACAGCCUUCAGCCUCAUCGAAUGCAAGAUGUUAAUGAGAAAACAUUUCCCAACCAAACGUAUGUGAACCAGUUUGCCCAGAGCUACUACCUGCAGACUCAUGGGCUGAUGCAUACAAAUCAAAAGUUAUUUCAUGGACACAUCUAUGGCAACCAGUUUCCACAGAACUGCUACUUCCAGACAUAUGAAACUAUGCACGCUAUUGAGAAGCAAACGCAGAGUGCUGCGGCAGCAGCAGCAGCUGCUGCUGCCGCCGCUGCACCGUGUCCUAAACAGUCCCCCCAAAUGCAGCCCAUCGUAAACAAUAAGCCAGUCGUAGCCAACGUGCCGAAGCCGCAGCCCCCUUCGACACCUGUGAAGCCGUACCAGUGCGACACCUGCCCAAAACAAUUUGCUCGCCGAAACACACUGCAGUUGCACCAGAGGAUCCAUACUGGUGAGAAACUGUUCCAAUGCAGCUUUUGUGAAAAACAGUUUAUCCACAGAGAUAAGCUGCAAAUCCACGAGAGGAUUCAUACGGGUGAAAAGCCGUUUCACUGUGAAUUUUGUAACAAGCAAUUCUCUCGUAAGGACAAACUGAAAAUUCACCGAAGCACGCACACGGGAAUCAGGCCCUACAAUUGCAGUUACUGUGAGAAACGAUUCGUCCAGAGAGACAAGCUGAAAGUCCAUGAGAGGAUCCAUACGGGGGAGACGCCGUUUCACUGUGAAUUUUGCACCAAACAAUUUUCCCGCGGUGACAAGCUACAAUUACAUAGGCGGACACAUACAGGUGAGAAAUUGUUCCAUUGCCAUUACUGUGAGAAACAGUUUGUUCAUAGGGAUAAGCUUCAGAUUCAUGAGAGGAUUCACACAGGUGAGACGCCCUUCCACUGUGAAUUUUGUCCGAAGCAGUUUUCCCGUAAAGACAAGCUGAAAAUUCAUAAGAGUACACACACGGGCGAAAGGCCGUACCAGUGUAAAUAUUGUGAAAAACAGUUUGUCGAAAAGGGGAAAAUGAAGAUCCACGAGAGACUCCAUACGGGAGAGAAGCCUUUUCACUGUGAAUUUUGUCCGAAACAAUUUUCUCGAGGUGACAAGCUGCAGUUGCAUAGAAGGACACACACGGGUGAGAAACUGUUCCAGUGUAACUAUUGUCCGAAGCAGUUCGUCCAGAAGGACAAACUGCAGAUUCAUGAAAGGACUCAUACAGGGGAGAAACCCUUUCACUGUGAGAUCUGCUCGAAACAGUUUGCGAGGAAAGACCGUCUGCAAAUCCAUCGAAGGACUCACACCGAUGAAAAACCUUUCCAUUGUGAAAUUUGCUCAAAAAAAUUUGCCCAAAGGUAUCACUUGAAGAUCCAUAGACGAAUACACACAGGCGAAAAACCAUUUCACUGUGAGAUUUGUCCGAAGCAAUUUGCAAGGAAGGACAAACUGCAGAUACAUACAAGAAGUCAUACGGGCGAGAAACCGUUUCAGUGCGAUAUAUGUCGAGAACAAUUCGUCCGGAAACCUCAACUGCAAGCACAUAAAAAGAUACAUGCAUCUCCUGAUAAGCCACUGAAUUGCGAAAUGUGUAUGCAACAAUUCCCUCAGCGAGAUGCUCUUCAGAUGCACCACAGAAUACAUGCCACGAGUACAUCUCCACCACCACAGUGUGACAUAUGUACAAAGCAGUUUGCCACCAUGGAAGAAAUGCAAAAUCACAAAAGAAUACAUAAACCUGUCCGGAACAAUUUCUUGAAGCCAACUUCAUGCAAAAACAUCAAAGAGUACACACCGAUGAGUACUCUGUUAUGGCAGACUCUCUACCCAGGUCCCGGUUUACAGAACCAAGUCUGAACUCCGAUCUUUAUUUCUGCUUCUUCAAAGAAAACCCUUCACAGCAUCCCACCAAUUAAACUACAAGAAAAUAGCAGGAGUCGAUGACGAAAGCUAUAGAAGAAAAUUUAAAGAGAAAGAGCUUUGAACCUUGAAUUUGGCAGGAAAAAUCUCACCAAGUAUAAAAAGUUCUUUGAUAUAUACACACAUACAUGUAAAUGUAUAUAUAUGUAUAAGUAUAUAUAUGUAUAUAUAUGUAUAUGUAUGUAUAUGAAAUUUUUUUUUCUACUGUUCAGUUUGAGACCGUUACACUUUUCAGUGUGUUUGUGUAUCAGUGAGUAAAUCUCAUUCGAACUUUUAAACCCCUCCACGCCCCCCACCCACAAAAAAAAAUUAUGCUUCAGUUCAUACGUCUGCACUCAGUUCUACUUUCACAGCUGGCUACACCCCACACCUGAGCUCUUUGUUUACGCCGCAUCCUCCUAACCAUUGAAACGACGACACAUUCUCAUUGAAGCUUAUCUCUAGAAAACAACCUCAUAACCACACGUAAAGAAAUGGAGGAAAUUUCUAUGAAAAUCUCUUUUUUUUUAAAACGGGAUAUUUUUUAUGUCAUUGUGUUCCCAACAGAAGAAUUCCACUGAUGAACACAGAUGUUUCCAAUUGGAAUAAAUUCAGCCCCCAACCAUUGAAUCUUUUAACUUUACAUGAAAAA